ACGUUGCUGAGCAACAACAUGCAGAGCUCAGUGGAGGCCAGCUAACCAGAAGCGUCUCUGAGUUGUACUUACGUGGAGGCAGAUUCAGCAUCCAAAGUCAGGUUCAGUCCUAGGGUCAGGUGAAGAGCAAUCCGUGUGGUCAGAUGAUCCAGAGGUCAGGAAAUCUGGGGUCAAGACAAACAGGAAGCAGCAAGGUAGGUCUACAAACCUUGUUUCCAACAUCUGCCUGCUGCUGGAAGCUCUGCUUAAGAAGGCUGAAGCCAGCUGGUUUUCAUCAGGACCUUCUCCUCUGAGUCCUUGAAGGCUGAUCAGCUGCAGGUGGAGUCACUCUGCCUUCUCCCCCUUCAGGCUGCUGUUCAUCAGGUGAAGCUGACUCUUGGCCCAUGACACUCCAGAUGUUAACCCUAAGUGUGGAGGCAAACCUUUGAAGGGUGCUAAAGAUUAGAGUUAAUCUAUCUGGAAUUUCAGUAGUUAAUUCACUCUUUAUUUCACCCAUCCCUUAUUCUACAACAGACUCAGACUGCAGCCACAUGGAUCAUUCAAAGGGCUCUUCCAGGAGGUGAGCGAUGGCCAAAGCAAGUUGUCACCACCAAUUCCAUUACAUUAUCCCUGGUGCUAUAUAUCUUUACCUUCUUUCUUUAAACAGGACCUGCUCACGUGUCUUUAAUGACAGCCUAACACAGAGAAAUUUAGCAACUUUAUUCCCCGUCACUUAUUUCUGUGUCUGGAAAAGUAUGAUGCAUUACAUCAUGGGUAGGCAAACUAAGGCCUGGAGGCCGGAUCCGGCCCAAUCACCUUCUCAGUCCGGCCCCUGGACGGUCCGGGAAUCAGCAUGUUUUUACAUGAGUAGAAUGUGUGCGUUUAUUUAAAAUGCAUCUCUGGGUUAUUUGUGGGGCCUGCCUGGUGUUUUUACAUGAGUAGAAGGUGUGCUUUUAUUUAAAAUGCAUCUCUGGGUUAUUUGUGGGGCAAAGGAAUUUGUUCAUUUUUUCCCCUUCAAAAUAUAGUCCGGCCCCCCACAAGGUCUGAGGGACAGUGGACCGGCCCUCUGCUGAAAAAGUUUGCUGACACCUGCAUUACAUUAAUGUGUCAUAAAUGGCAUAGUGGGGGGGAGCGAGAACAGGCAACUGACCUGCUGCACUAACCACUCCUGGCACAAUCUGCAGGGCACAACAAGAAGAGAGAAUGCCUACCAGCUCUAUAAAGCCAUCUUCUUCUGAUGAUGGGGUGCAGCCUUCAGCAACCUGGUAACACCACCCAUCAGGGGCGUAGCAUGGGUGUGUGUCUGUGCGCUGGGGCAAUCACCCCAGCCACAUUUUUCACAUUGGAGUGUGUGUGUGCGCGCGUUUGCGUGUGUGCAAUGAUCAUGCCGCCCUCCCUGAGCCAGCGCUGUGCUGCUUUGGCAAGGCUGGGGAUCUGAUCAGAUCCCAGCCUUGCAAUGUGGCUCAGGGAGGGCGGAGUGAGGACACAGCAGCCAUGUGUCUUUCGGUCCCAGCCCCUUGAGUACAAGUCUAGUGCGGAAGUAUUCCUGUCUUUAAUGAAUCUUGAACAUAACUUGCUCUAGAUUGCAACCAAUGGAACAAAUUUGCUUCUUUUCUGCUUCCCUUCUUCUCCUGCCAGUUGUGGUUUUGUUGUUGCUGGUCAAAAUCACUUGACAUUUCCUAGUACAGUGGUACCUCGGGUUACAGACGCUUCAGGUUACAGGUUGCCGCUAACCCAGAAAUAGUAUCUCAGGUUAAGAACUUUGCUUCAGGAUGAGAACAGAAAUCACGCGGCGGCAGUGGGAGGCCCCUUUAGCUGAAGUGGUACCUAGGGUUAAGAACAGUUUCAGGUUAAGAACGGACCUCCGGAACGAAUUAAGUUCUUAAACCAAGGUGCCACUGUAUGUUUGACAGCCGAUCUGUACUGAAAUGUGAUGCGUUGGGGCCACGUGGAAUCAUUAUUGUGUAAAAUUAUCUCAGAGUAUAAUAACAGUUGCAGGAGAGACUUGAGCACCUUACAUUUAGUUUCUGGCAAGAUGCUGAUACAUUCAUAAAUUGGCACAGUUAUAAACAUUUUACUGGCAGGUAAGGAACAAUGGGAGAUGAGCUGCCUCUAAAUCUUGUGUUGAGCAUCGCAGGGGCUUUGUAUGGCCCCAUUAAACUUGCUGCUUUGUGCUGACACUUCUUUAGAUGCUUUAAUGAACUUUUAAAAAGAGAGGGAGAGAAGUUUCUCCAAGUUGAACUCCCAUAUAUUUCUUUAAUGCCGGUUUCUGACAGGCCCUGCUAUUGCAGCACUUUCAUGUCAACGCUACAUGGACAGUACUUCUGCUUAAAUACUCCCAGGCCUAACCCACAGUUGUAAGCUGUGGCUAAAAUAACUAAUGAAAAAAGAGGCAAGCAGACAUCAGAAGCCCAAAUCCUCGAGCUACAGAGUUGCUAAGCACAGCAACCUUCAUAAUGAUAUUUGCAGCAGGACAGUGGUGAGACCGUGCUAGAUGUUAUUGCGGUGCAAGAAAAUACAUUAAUGUAUUCUCUUUCUUGAGUUAGGAACUACCACACUUGCUUUGGUGAGUAAAAUAAAAUUUCAGAACACUUUCAGAGCUAGGACCUAGCUCGGUUGGUAGAGUAUGAGACUCUUAAUCUCAGGGCCAUAGGUUCGAAACCCACACUAGACAAAAGAUUCCUGCAUUGCAGGGGGUUGGACUAGAUGGCCCUCAGGGUCCCUUCCAACUCUAUGACUCAUUAUCAAGCUUCCCUUACAUUUAUGAUAAAGCCUGACUUGUGGCAGCUUUCAGUAUUGCUCACUGACCAACACCAUGGAUGCUGGUAAGACAGGCCUGGAAAACCAGGAAACCCCCUCAUCUUGAAGGAAUCUGGUAACUACUAAUUUUGCCUCCAUAACCUGUGGGCGAAACAAUUACAGUGGUACCUCGGGUUACAGAUGCUUCAGGUUACAGACUCCGCUAACCCAGGAAUAGUACCCCGGAUUAAGAACUUUGCUUCAGGAUGAGAACAGAAAUCAUGUGGUGGCAGCGGGAGGCCCCAUUAGCUAAAGUGGUAGCGCAGGUUAAUAACAGUUUCAGGUUAAGAAUGGACCUCUGGAACAAAUUAAGUUCAUAACCAGAGGUACCACUGAAUCAGGAGUAAAAGAUGUCUUAAUGCCACAAUUUGGGGAGGGGGGGAGCACACACUACAAGUGAUCAAUCUAUUUGUUCAUCCAAUAUAUUCAUGCUGAGAAUUCUCUUGACACCUAUUCAUUUGUAUUUGAACAAGUAGGACUUGCAAUGGAAGGUUGUGGUGUGAAGUGUUCAUGUUCAGUGUUCCAGUCAGUCACUUCCCCUCUUCCAGAAUACUCCAUUCUUUCCCCUUUCCCUCAGGCUGCUGAUAACUCCCCCUUGCAUGCAGUAUAUAUCCACGUUCACCUCUGAACUUUGGAAGUAGAAACAAUAUUUUAAGCAGUUUGAUAGCUGGUCUGAUGUCGUGCUUAAGAGCACGAAGUGAGUAUAUUUCGUAUUUCAUCUCCAUCAUAAACUCACUGGAUCAGACAAACCAUUAUCUUUAAGUUUUAGUCUUGAAGUAGUUGCCAAGUUGUUCUAAGGAUUUUUGAGAUAAGGUAUGGGAAGCACCGCAAGCAUUUAAGACAAGCAGUACAUACUAUAUUAUUCAUCUUCUUUAUGCCAAAGACACAAAGAUUCUGCUGUAAAUUUUAAAACUGGGAUAAGGUUUCUUUGGCACAUUUCCUUGUAACCAUGAAGCCAGUCUGAUUUGAGUUUGAUUUGAGUUCAAUCUCAAAUGCCUGUUGUUUGCAAGCAGUGUUCAGAAGCUUCUUUGAGGUUCUUCGGUGAGAUCAGUAACAGCAGACACAGUUCCUUGAACAACGGAUCUAUCCCUGUAACAUGUAAUCACAGGGUUGGAUGUGUUCUGGGUAUACUCAGGCUGAAUUUACACCUGUAGUAUGAGCUGGAGAUGAGUAGUAAGAACUGUCCAAAUUCAGGCAAUUUGUGAGACACGCCAUUUUGGACUAGCUUAACACGUUUUUCUAUUUUUCCUCAGCAUUCUACCAUUUCCUUAUGCUCCAUGCAUCAAUUUAUGCAGGGUGAUGUUACUUGGCAUUGUCUUCUGUGAACUGGAACAUGCUUUAAAAUUCUUUGCAAUACCUGAGUUUGUUGGCAGAUGCAAAAGCGUUCCUUGGCAGACCGGCCGAUGUGGAAAGGGUUCUUUGAAGGCAGAAAGUUUGAAAGCCACAGCCUUCUACCCACAAUACUGA
This is a messenger RNA of Podarcis lilfordi (Lilford's wall lizard), 4245 nucleotides long. NCBI's taxonomy places the organism in Eukaryota, Metazoa, Chordata, Lepidosauria, Squamata, Lacertidae. The record is from the annotation of a GenBank genome assembly.